AUGGCAAUCUCUGCUGAGAAGGUUCCUCCGUCGCCAAGAGAACCCCUCGCACCAUCAGUUUCCUCAGAGCCACCAUUGCCGAGUCGAGUUUCGCUCCGGUCUAAUCUUCAUGACUUCGAUUCCCCGUUUCUCACAACCUGGGGAAAGAAGCGGGUCCUCCGCUGCCUGAACGUUAAUCGCAAGGGUGAGAUUAUCGCCGGCCACCGCCGAUCGGACCUAAUUGGGCGGUCUGCUAACUUACGACAGGAUGGCAAUCACGUUACCAUUAGAAAUGAAGCCGGUUCCGAGGGAGGCAAGGCUAAACUCCUUCCCCGAUUCCGCGAGGCCGCCGCUCCUAAUUGCAUGAUACACGAGCCCGAACCUGAUAACCAACCAGAAGUCCUACGAGCACCUUUUCCCUGCGCUCCUGCGGCUCCAAUACCGAUCCCGAUACCUUCUUCAAAUUCGCCUUCCGAUGUGGGCCGGACGUGUAAUAGGAGAAGCAUGAGGGUGGCGAUCCGCAAAAAGGUUUACUCCAGUCCUCCACCGCCACCUGCAUUAGAGAAGAGCGUGCAAAGAAGGAGCGUCCGACUCCGAUCUGAAAAUCCGGAGAAGCGUGAUUAUUUGCCAAAGUUCUCAAUUUCCCUCUCACGUAAAGAGAUCGAAGAGGACUUCAUCGCAAUUACUGGAUCCCGCCCUAGCCGACGGCCUACUAAGCGGCCCAAACACAUACAGCAACAGCUCGAUGUAAGUUCGUAG
This is a messenger RNA of Dendrobium catenatum, 738 nucleotides long. RefSeq lists its product as uncharacterized. The transcript has a single exon. Bases 1 to 738 code for a protein of 245 amino acids. The record is from RefSeq and is a predicted model, not a curated record. Lineage: Eukaryota; Viridiplantae; Streptophyta; Magnoliopsida; Asparagales; Orchidaceae.